UUUGCAUAACUUCAGUAACAUCGUUGCCCUGCUUGCCGAGCGCCGUGGUCAGUGUGCAGAAUUUCACAAGCUCAAAUUGGGAUAUAUAAAUAUAUAUUUAUAUAUAUAACACAUCUACACAUCAACAUGUUAUUCAAACUUUUUAUUAUUGGACUCUUCUUCAAUUUACCUGCUGGUCUCAGCCAAGCGCGAAUUGUUCUCAAAAUAGGAGGGAUAUUUUCUGCUGGUAAUAACAGCGUUGAAGAAAGCGCUUUCAGGUUCGCAAUCAAGUACAUCAAUGAUAAAAAUAUCGUACCUGGAAUAACAUUUGAGCCGAUCGUCAGUAAUGCAGCUACAGACAGCACAUACGAGAAUAUGAAAAGUGCAAACCACCUCGUGUCCGAAGGAGUUAUCGCUGUGGUCGGACCCAUAACAUCAACAGCAGUCAAAAACACACAUGGGAUAUUCAAGAAAUUCCACAUUCCUCAAAUCGCGCCGUCUGCAACAGAUCCAAUAUUUGUGUAUUCCAACUAUCGCUACCCUUUCCUUAUACGAAUGAUGCCCAGUGAAUCUGCCAUCGAAUUUGCAAUAAUAGAUUUUAUUGUCCGUUACAAAUGGGAAAGGAUGGGUAUACUAACGUCGAGGAUGGACUAUGGAAUGAAUGGCUUAAAGGACUUUAAAAAUGUUGCAAAAAGUAAAAAAUGGAAAAUCCUAGCAACAGAACAUUUUGCAGUUUCUCCGCUGACCCGCAAAGUGAACGCCACUAAAGAGCUACUGCGCCUGCGCGACAAAGGGACUCGGGUCGUGAUACUGAAUUGCUUGGCAGAGUUUGUUCCCUCUGUUCUUGAACAGGCCUCAAAAUUGGAUAUGAUUCAUGAUUGGGUCUGGAUACUUACCGAUGGAGCUAUAUCUGAGGAUCCAAAACUGCGUUACAUCGAAGGAAUAGUUGGAAUACGCUUCCCAAAAGAUGGUAGUGGAAAGCUGUAUGAUACCGUCAAUAUAGAGUGGCAAGCGGCUGGUGGCAAAGGAGUCUUACAGUCUCGACUUGGUAGGAUUUUUGACGCUGUAUUAACAAUAUCUGACAUUGUGAGAAGGAUGGUUGACAAAAACCUGACGAUGAUCUUACCUCCACAAGGAGUAACCAUGUGCCGCUCGCUUAACACCAAAGUUAUACCAUGGGUUCUAGGACAGACAUUUAUCAAUAAAUCAUCAGAGGUAAGGAUGAAAGGGGUAAUGGCGUCUCUUUAUUUUUCUUCAACCCAUCGUUCACCAUCUUCUUUCAACUCUAUUUCUGAAAUCGUGAACUACCAGAAGGAUGAAGGUUGGGUCAAGGUUGGAAGUAUAAAAGGGAUAAAGGGUGUGGUCAUGGAGAAGAGACGACCAAUAGUAUGGCUCAAUAACGGGCUGGAAGCACCAAAACUUGCAAGCCUUGCUCUCAAGUAUAAAAAACUGAAAGUAUUGGUUUUUCAGAGCCAGCCCUUUAUUAUGGUGAAGCCCAAAUCUAACACCAGCGAUGACACAAACUUGGAGUUUGAAGGAUUCUGCAUCGAUUUGCUGAAUGAAUUGAAAAAGAAACUUCAGUUUGAAUAUGAGAUUGAGAGUAGAGACUCACUGGGACAAAAGCUACCGGACGGGUCUUGGGACGGUAUUAUAGGAGAUUUAACGAGAGAGAAAGCAGACUUAGGCGUAUCGACAUUCACAAUCAGUCCUGAACGCGAGAAAGCAGUGGAUUUUACUCAGCCUUAUUUUAGCUUGGGGUAUAAGAUAAUCACGAAGAAGUCGUACAGGGAACGAGGAAGCAAUCUAUGGGGUUUUCUUGAUCCUUUUGAGACUACUCUUUGGUUGGCUAUUGUGGUGUCAUCUAUCGUUGUGGGAACGGUGGUUUGGAUUUACGAUCGUUUAAGUCCCUACGGGUACUACGGCCGUGUUGCCCAGUCUCCCAAGCCCAAAGAAGACGAAUACCUCGCGCGUAACACUCUAUGCUUCUUCAAUUCUUUCUGGUCAGCGGCUGCCUCCUAUCUUGAACAAGGUCCCGACGGAACUCAUCCUAUAUCUCACUCUGGUAGAGCAACCACCUUAGCAUGGUGGUUUGCUAUCUCCAUCUUCGGAGCGACAUAUACCGCCAACUUAGCGGCGUUUCUAACAGUCAACAAGUACGAACAUCCAAUCAAAAGCAUCGAUGAUCUAGCCAAUCAGGAUCGAAUGAGCUACGGCACUGCCCCUGGACAACUAGCAGACAUGUUAAGAUCAGCUUCGUUACCAGUUUACGAGAAGUUAUGGCGUUAUAUUGAGUCACAUAAUACACUUGAAAGUAACGCAAGCUAUGCCAUUGAGAAGACUAGAAAUACUGAGAACUAUGCGUUUAUUUGGGACUCUGCUGUUCUGGAUUACACAGUACAAAGUGAGCCGUGCAAUACUUUGACCAUCAUUGGAAGGCCUUUUGGAAGCAUCAACUAUGGCUUCGCCCUUCCUUUAAAGUCUCACUACACGCAUAACUUCAGCGUGGCCAUGCUUGAGCUCCAACAAGAUGGCUUCCUCGAGAGAAUGACAGAAAAAUGGUUCCGUUCGCGAAGUGUCUGUGGCGCUGAAACGGAAGCGGCAGACGCCGCCGCUACCGAAGGAGGGACACAGCUGGGCAUUCAUGAUUUGGCGGGAGUUUUUGUUACUAUUCUUGGAGGUGUCAUUUGUGGUAUCUUAAUAUUGAUUAUUGAAUGGAUUGUCGCUUGUUAUCGAGAUACUCUUUCUAAAGACAGAAAGGCCCCGACAACGUUUUGUAGAGCCUUGUGUCAGAGAAUGCAGCGUGCUUGGUAUGGCAUUCUAAGUUUAUGCAUGUGGCGAGAGCUUGGACGGGAUCAUGAGCCAAAACCACAAAUAAGACAACUGGUCGAGAGUCUACCGCUAUCUUCGAUGGGUGAACAGAGAAAACUGAUUAUAUAAAGAACGAUAGAAAGACGGAGAUCUGAAAUAUGAAAUCUGAGUCCUAGUAGCAAGCUGCAAAUUGUAAAAUAUUAACAGCCGAACUACGUAGUUUUACUUUUAGAUUGGAAUAUGAAGAAUGACCUUAAAGAACAAGAAAUGUGAUUUCACUUUUUCGUGUUUUGGCCAGAAAACCGAUGAUAGAGGCACAAAAAUUCUGUUUAGAUCAGCCCAAUUCAGUGAGCUAGAUCUUGUACCAGCAACCUUUUUUGAAAUAGGUGUAGAUGUGAUAGUUAGGAAUUUUUAUUGCGUUCAUAGGAACUUGUAACAGUUCAAAUUUUAAAUGUAUCCAUUUAACCUGAAAUAUUGACGUGGAAAGAGAGAUAGAUAGAUAGAUAGAUUUUUAUUUCGCUCAUGUAGUUGAAAGUUUACAACUUUGCUAAUAGUACAGUAAAUGAGGGUGAAUAAGUUUAAACCCGUGAAAUAGAUAUUAGACUAAUACACAUUGGUAGACCUUAAUUCCAUUGUUUUCUUUUAUGUCUAUUUGACUAUUACACGUUGACAAGUAUUUUUAUUUUUAUUUCACGGGUGAAAUGCCUUCACUCUAACGUUUCUGCAAAACAUAACUGUCAUGAAGCAUGCGAAAUUGAUUAGGAAAAAAUUUAAACAUGCCCGCGAUUGAAUUAAUGAAAAAUAUAUAACUCUUAAAUACAUAUGGCAUCAAGAGUUCGGCGCUGCUGAUCUACGCACAUGCUCAAGGGGUCAAUGAGUGGGGGAUCAUAGGUCUUUAAUUACCCUAUUUCUCUAUGACGCAAUUUUUCUUAUCAAUUUUUAUUAAAUAUUCAAGAGCAAGUAGCGUUAAGCUAAUUUUAAAUAGAAUCAUACCAAAAUAUAGCAAUUUUUUACAACCCAUGACCCCACACUUUUUAACCCCUUGAGCAUGCGCGUAGAACAGUAGCGUGGAACUCUUGAUGCAUAUAUAGUCAGUGUGCAUCAAAGCUCGCAUAGCACUCUGGCGAACAAAGUACUGCAAAAAUAAAAAACACCGAGGGAAAUCAAAGAAAUUAUCAGAAAAUAAUUGCUCUGUGAUUUUCGUCAGUCGAAAUACUUACAUUCCCAUAGAAAAUAUCGAAGAAAAAAAUAGGGAUUUUAAAACGUAAGCUUGCAGUUAAACCGUACGAUCUCGGUUUCCCAUCAUGCUUUGUGCUAGGUUUUCGUGCUCGUGCACAUUGGCUCCUAUUGUGUCACGUCCAUAAUUUCAAGAGCAAAAGUGACAUCUUAGUUUCUAAGAAAUUUUUUUUCUAAGAAAUCAUAAUAAAACUAGAUUAUUACUCGCGCUCUGAUUGGCCAAAAACCAAUGAAAUAUUUUCCCAUGGACUGCACGCUCGCGCACGCUGAUCUCAAGGACACUCGCCUUUCUUCUUUAAAUUUUCAAAUCCGAUGGCGUAAACAGCGCGCGCACUAGCGAGAUGAGUGGUAUAACGCGCGCGGCUCUGAUUGGUUGAAAACCUACUAUUUCCCCAUGGGCUGCACGGUUCUUUUUUUCUUGAAUCUAGCUAUGUUAUAAACCCAUUAGACAACAGAAAGUCGCUCGCCCAUUACGUUAUAGAUGCCAUGGGCACGCGACUUUCUAUUGUUUAAUUGAUAAAAAUAAUGAUUAAUCCGUCGGAUAGCGCUAUCCACCCUUCGUAAAACCGGGCCCUGCUGUUUUAUUUCAAUCUUUUACAUAAAGUACGUGUAACCAUU
Actinia tenebrosa (Australian red waratah sea anemone) is the source of this 4641-nucleotide messenger RNA. Its product is annotated as glutamate receptor ionotropic, kainate 2. Gene Ontology annotation, molecular function: ligand-gated monoatomic ion channel activity; signaling receptor activity. Lineage: Eukaryota; Metazoa; Cnidaria; Anthozoa; Actiniaria; Actiniidae. Gene Ontology annotation, cellular component: membrane. The record is from RefSeq and is a predicted model, not a curated record. Gene Ontology annotation, biological process: monoatomic ion transport.